Molecule: messenger RNA, 8868 nt
Organism: Pygocentrus nattereri (red-bellied piranha)
Lineage: Eukaryota; Metazoa; Chordata; Actinopteri; Characiformes; Serrasalmidae
Gene: tle5
Product: TLE family member 5, transcriptional modulator
Exons: 7
Coding region: 654-1244 (196 amino acids)
Biological process (GO): regulation of DNA-templated transcription; negative regulation of canonical Wnt signaling pathway
Cellular component (GO): transcription regulator complex; nucleus
Molecular function (GO): protein binding; transcription corepressor activity
Source: RefSeq, a predicted model, not a curated record
CAGUGCUCAAUAAUUCAACAGCAACACAUUUGUCGCCCUCGUGUGGCACUACUCAGUGAGUCCUGGUAGUGACCAUCCUCUGUAGUUCUUUAUCUGGAAAUGCAUUAAAAGUCCUAGCAGCUUUUAACUCUGUUUCCCUCUGAAAAGGUGUGGAAAAGGCCUGUUUGGCUUUGUGCAGAGCCCCGUCCUGAGAUAUUGCUUAAAGCCAGCUAAGCCUAUGAGGAAGGUGCUCAGGCGUUAAUGUGGGUGUGCGGAUCCAGACGCCUUCAGCGUAGUUUCACAGCAAACCAAUCCAGAGGAGGCAAAACAGUCGGUCCUCUCAAGUCUGAACACAGCGCUUCAGGGCAAAAAGGGAGCCCACAUUCUUCAUGGUCAGCAUUUGACGAAUGCGAACAACGGGGCUGUGUCGCUUGGCUUAGAUUGUUUUCACAUGCCGAAUGAUACCUGAGGAGAAAUCUCCGAGACACAGCCCUCCUAAUCAGCGUUACCUGUGUCGGUGCCAUACUAGCGGGUUUAGCUAGCCAGCUCCAUCAGCUACAGCUGGCAGCGGCGAACAAAGAAGAAGAAGCUAAAAAACAAGAUUUUGAGAAGCUUUGCUUUCGCUUAACGUCUGCCUAGCGUUUGAGGAGAAAGUGGGCACACCAGAAACUGACAUGAUGUUUCCACAAUCCAGGCACUCAGCUUCAUCACAGCAGCUCAAAUUCACUACGUCAGACUCGUGUGACCGCAUUAAGGACGAGUUCCAGUUCCUCCAAGCACAAUAUCACAGUCUGAAGCUAGAAUGUGACAAGCUGGCCAGUGAGAAGUCAGAGAUGCAGCGUCAUUAUAUCAUGUACUAUGAGAUGUCAUACGGACUGAACAUUGAAAUGCACAAGCAGGCAGAGAUUGUGAAGAGAUUAAAUGCAAUCUGUGCUCAAGUCCUGCCUUACCUGUCUCCAGAGCACCAGCAGCAGGUCCUGGGGGCCAUUGAGAGAGCCAAGCAGGUCACCCCACCAGAGAUGAACUCCAUUAUCCGGCAGCUGCAGGCCCACCAGCUCUCCCAGCUGCAGGGUCUUGCCCUGCCCAUGACCCCUCUGCCUCUGGGGCUGAGUCAGCCAGCCGGUCUGCCUGCCGUCACAUCCAGCUCUGGCCUCUUCUCUCUCUCCAGCAUCCUGGCCUCACAGGCCCAGCUGGCCAAGGAAGACAAGAGCGCGCGGGACGCCUCAGACAGCCACCGCGAAGAGGAUGGAGACAAAUCCGACUAAACGACACCCUACUGUCAAUCCUCCAACGCUUACUGUACAGUGGAGGCUGUCUGUCUUUCUGCCUUUCUUUCUUUCUUUCUUUCUUUCUUUUUCUUUCUUUGGCACUCUACCUUGCUCCUCAUUGCUAUAAAUGGCGGUUGUGUUUUUGACCCAGUAUCAUUCAUUCCACAUCAUUCCACUAGCUUUAUAUUCACCAGUCCACCUUUAUUGAUGUAUGCAAGUGUUUUUUUUUUUUAUAUAUAUUUUUUUUAUUUUAUAGUUAUUUCUGUCUGAGUGUAUGUAUAUAUCUUUAUGUAAAGUAUAUUCCACAUUCUGCCUCGUUUCCGCAUGGCCAGCCUGCUCCACUGAGGCACCAUCAGUGUUUCGUUGACACAGUUUCUUCCCCUCCUUUCCUUCUGCUAAAGCGACUCUUCUUUAGCUCCUCCCACUUAAUUACAUUUAAAGGAACAAUCUGAAAUGAAUCACCUGUUAGAUGAUGGUAGUUAAGUCUUGUAAGGCUUGUAGUAGAGUUUGAGCUGCAGAACAUCUGUCUUUUUCUGCAGUCUUUAGAAUGGAUCUAGUGCUGCAGCUGUGAGUAGCAGUGGAACCAGUAGUAUGACUUAAAGAUGAGGCGUGAAAAAGUGACUUAUUGCUCCUUUAAAUGUUGUUUUUUGCUUUAAGGGAAUAUUAACUUAUUUUUCAACCUAAUCUUUAUAUAUUGCAUCUAUAUUGUACCGUCAAUUACCACAGACAGUGAUUUCAGCACAUUUCUCUGGACUCGGAAAAGAACAGAAAACGCACUGUGUAAACUCACAAUAGAAGCCAGUGGGCAGUUGCUGAAUUCUUUGAAUUUUAAAAACGUGACUUUAGCCCCUUUCACACUUUUAGGACAGGAAUUAAAUUUUAAAGGGGACCUAUUACGCUCUUUUUCAGUGUUCAUCAUUUUAUUUUACACUGUGUUGCAGUGCAUGCUGGGGACUGUAGUGCAUCUCGGGGUGAAAUGGUCUAAUAAAAAUACAAUUGAAAUAAUCUUGCGGGCCAAAUAGGACUGUAUCAUGGGUCUAAUUUAACUCUUGUGUUUUAGUCGUGGUCUAGGCUGAUCAGCUCGACUACAGGAUAACAGGCUUCUCGAGUAAUAUUCGUUUGUGCUGUGUUUGAGCGUUUACAUGUUGGUGGUAGACAAACAGUGGUGAACCGGGUAUUUCCAUAGUUUUAGAGGUGCAGCAGCCAAAAAAAUCUGCUGUUGAAGGGGGAGUGGCAGUGAAACUACCAUCCUUCCCAAAAUAUCAACAUCUGGCAAAAGUUGAGUAAAUGGAACGUUUUGAUAAACGAGUUUUCUGCCACAACUCAAUUGAAAAUGAUGGAAUAUCUAGUUUGCAUUUGUGUGUUUUACUGCCAAAGUGUAAAUGCAGAAUUUUGACUUUUUCCCAUCUUUUGCUUUUGCUCAGAGCAGUGGAAUAAACCGGAUAGUGAUUGUUUUUUUUUUUUCUCCAGCAACACAGACAGAGUGCUUGUACUUGUUCACAUACAUUCUGCACAUCAAUGAAAACACCCUGUUAGAAACAUUAGCAUGUGAUCAAAACACUUUUAGGAUAAAAUAGAGGUUAACACUAUCACCCAGCGCACAUGCAGAAAAGGCAGUAAUGCUUUCACAUUGGCAGCAUUUACAUGGUGUCAUGCCACCAUCAGCUGUGUGCAGUUGCCAGUUCUGCUAUGAGGCACGGAACAACAGUCUGUCAAUGCCAACAUGUAAGAGCAGCAUCAUCAGGCUUUACAUUGAAAUAUUUGUGAAAGGAUGCAUACAGAAUAAAGAAAACGUUAUAGAAGCUUCGAAUAGCAGUAUGUCAGCUAAACCUAGUGGGGGAAAUGAGUCACGUAACACCACCUACAUACAGAAUCUCAGAGAGAAUAGCAACAGUGUUCAGGUAAUAUCAUGUUUAGUUAUGAUCAUAUGAAGUGUUUUUCAUUGGGAAUUGGACAUUCAAAUACUAUUAUUUAAAAAAUUCAAUUCCUAGUGAUCAAACCUCACUGCUUGCUUUCUUUGCUCACUUCUGUUUCUCUUCUCUGAUUCACUAGACAGAAAAGCCAUUUGGAAAAACUCACAUUUCAUAAUUCAUAUUUUGCUGCUAACACCAAUUCAACACACUCAGACAAAAUACCACUUACAAGAACCAACUACAGGCACACACUCAACGACUGAUGGCCUCCAAUAGUUGGUUUAGUUUGGGUCCUAAUCAUGUAGGUUUUACAGUGAGUGAGACACAUGAGGGAAUGUUUUAGUAAGGCUGUUAAGGUUAAACCAGCUUUCAAACACUGGAGCAAUACAGUAAAAGAAAAGGCUGUUUGGGUUACUUUUUGUUUUCCCUGUGGAUUUCUGGUAUCUAUGGAGAUCAGACAGGAAAAUUCUGUCUUCACUGCUAUGCUACUAAUGAAUUACAUUUUUUUUCCACUGAAAGAACAAUUUGAAGAAUUUGAAAUGAAAAGAGCUCAAAUUGAAAAUGGGGUGGGGGGGAUAAAUAAAUAAAUAAAAAUACAUAUUGCACAUAAAUGGGCCACCAAAUUCAGCAGCUGCCCCUUGGCUUCUAUUAUAAUCGUGAUUUGAGUCAUGAUGUUUUCUGUUGUUGUGUAUGUACAGCUGAUCACUUUGAAAUAAUUGUCUGCGGUAAUUGACUGCGCCACACAUGCGGCAGGUAGAGAUUAAGUUGAAAAAGCUUUAAACUGCUGCUGUUGGAGCAAAACCUCAUCUCCAUUUUAAGCGUUUUUUGUUUUUUGGCAUAAUUUGAAAAUGAAAAUGCCUGUUGUUCUUUAAUACUGUGUGUAAUAUUCCCAAUGAAUCGACCGAAAGUAAUGGCCCACAGGUACUUGGGAGAAAAAGUCUGGUUCCAUUGACUUGCAUUAAAAGUAAAGCAUGUUUUUUCAUUCUUCCAUAAAGUUAUUAUUUCGGAGAUACAAGAUUUUGUUUUGUCAGCAGCAAAACAUUCCUUAAAAUAUGGGAUAGGCAUCAUUUCUAGAGUGAGGGAUUCUAGGUUGCAGAUACUGAAGAUCUAACUAACCUGAACAGAGACAGAAUAGUGGUUUGAUCCCUCUUUAUAUACAUUUACAUGUUUAGUUGUUUUCUAAUACUAUGAAAGUCUUUCUCCUGUCUUAGACAGAGAGCAUUUUAGAUAGCAGCGCUAAGAUGCUAACCGAGCAGCUCACCCAUUCACCAAGUGAAAGGGAACACUGUUUAAAACUGAUUUUUUUUUUUUUUAUGGUAUUAUCUGUUGCUGUCCAAUUGGUAAGAAACCUGUUUAUGUUGUUUUCCUUACAGAUAAGUUGUGAGAGAAAUGAUGUGUGGUGGAAAAAAAACUUAUUUGAGAUACAAGAAGCACCUUCUCUAAGCAGCUUUCUCCUCUUAGAUGGAUGUAAGCACUAAAAAAAGGCAUGUGCAGAAGUGCAUGAUGGAUGAGGCCCCAGGAUCCUCCAUUUUAGUGACUAAAACGUAGAGCACACUGUUGUUUUCGGGCAAACUAGUAAUAUUUUACAACAGGGCUGCACAAUAUGGAGUAUUGUGGCUGUGCUGCGAUACAUCUACUGUAUGUUAAAGUGGGUUUUUUAUUUUUAAUCUGCAUGAUUUAAAUGGGUAAGAUGUAAGUAGAGUCAUUCAGAGUGGUUUGGUGUUAAAUGCUGUUUUAGAGACACUCAGAAUUGUUCAGAGGUGAUAGGAACCGGAUGUCUAAAGAGUUUCAUGACUCUUAACAGCUUAAUCACAGAGGGUUAUUACCUGAAAUGCUUAUGUAUAUGCUGAUAGAUGCCUGAGAAACUGUUUUAUGAUAAUUUUGAGACGUUUUUGGCCCAACUUGGCCACUAUUUUACCAUUAUCAUUACAUAUAAAAUCUCAACAGACACGUGUAGGUUCACUGUUGAGUUUUGACUAAUUAAAAUGGCUAUAACUACAUUGUGACCCUUGGUUCUCAUCACCACCAUUGUAAAGAAAUCAGUCAUGAAGUUUUUUUAUAUUGAACCAUUUCACUUCAAACCACUCUAACUCACUUUCUUUACAUCUCAACUAUUGAUUUAUGCAAAAAUGUUCAAAAAUUUGUGGAAUUCUCUCUUAAAAAUUCAUCACAUUUUGACCCAAAUGGUUUACUUUUGCCUGAUUACAUCAAUACCCUGAUUGAUCAGAACGCAUGUCUGUGCCUGUGAUUGGUCAGGAUGCUCACAGCACACAGAAAAUCAUUCUGGUUGGUUAGCGGGUUCAUUUGCAUAUUGCAGCCUCCUGCAGUAUGAACACUGCAAAGGCUGAUAUGUAGUAAAGAUUAGCAAGCGAUGUAUUGUGCAGCCUUGCUUUAUAAUAAGGCUUGUUUAUAGAUUAUUAUAAAUGCAGUAGGUGGAUAUAAAAGCAACAUUUUUUCAAGGUCAGAUCUUUUUUUUUUUUUCUUCUUCAUCUGUUGUGCCAUUUUGUCCAUGCUGAAGUUUUCCCUUUUGACCAACAGGGGGCAGUAAGCUUGCAGCGAGUUAGCUCUGUUACAGCCAUGAUCUCUCUUCUGAUUUGGAAUCCCUCCCUUUUCUAUUUUAAGCUGCUCUGAUGGUCAUUACACAAGCCUUUUUUUUCCCACAAAAUGUCCCCUACCUCUCCUGAACAAGAAGAUUAAUGGUGCGUCUGAAUGAAAUGCACAUUUAUCCAAUCAGCUCUGCGUGAGCUGCUUAGGUAAGAGUGAGAAAAAAAAGCCAGAACGAUUUGUGAAUUAAUCCAAUUUAUGUGAUGGAUAACCUGCAGUCAAAUUUUGUUUGCUAAUAGAUUGUGUUGCACAACCAACCUGAAGUACAGAUCACUCCACUUAAGUGUUACAGGGCCUCAGUGCAAGAACAGGUGUACUGCUCCAGAGCUUAAUUACAGGACAUCACUGUGAGUUUGUUGUCCCCCCCCCCCACCCCACCCCCCCAACCAAUUAUGUCUUUUAAUGAGCGAAUUACUGUUGAUCGCAUUCCUGAAGGGAGGAAUAUAUAUAUUUUUUUUUUUUUUAAAUAUUGGAACCUGAACCCAAAUUUCAUUCAUGUUGGACUUCAGAUGUGAUCCUCACACUUGAGGACAGACGGCCUAGGCAUGUUCAUAUACUGUUUGUAUAUGGACUCUCAGGCCAUCUGCUCCAGUCUUCACAGCGUACAGUGGCAGUACCAAUGUAUACUCUUUUUUUUUUUUUUCUUUUCUUUUCUUUUUUUUUAAACAAUGCUGACUAUUUUCAGGUACAUCUCGUGCGAGUUAGCUUGUGACAUUUAUUGUAUUAAUGACGUCUGCCAUGUUUUGUAAACAUAUAGCUAUUCUUUCACUUUGUUGUAAUCAUGUUGGUGCUUUAGAUCUGUCUUUAAAUGUCUGUAUAAAUGGUGAUUUUUGGAUCCAACAUGUAGAAAAGUUCCCAUUUCUCAAGCUGUACUUGGAGGUUUGAACAUCGCCUGUGUCUUUGCAAAUACAUGUCAGGGCAUAGGCGGUUUCUUAAAGGGGAACUCCACAGAUUUUUCAGAACUGCUGCAUGAUUUUGUUCAUGAGAUGUAAACAAAAUCAUUUGUGGUGUUUUGAUGUGAAAUGGUUCAUUCAAACUAGGGGUCAUAAAGUCUACAACACAAAUAACUAUCGUUAUUAUUAUUUAUUCAUUUACUGUCCAAGAAGUGAACCUUUUUAGGGGUGUAACGAUGCAUAAAAUUCACAAUUCGGUUUGAUACCAUACAAUGGCAUUCUUGAUUUUGAUACAUUUUUCAAUAUAGCAGAAAUUAUCAAUGGCUAAAACAUGCCUUCUGUUAAUGUCUUCAGACAGUUCAACAUUAAAAGUACAAUAUUGGAAACGAAAGUACUGAGGCACUAGCUACAAGCUAACAUGCUACAGUGCGAUAUAUAUAUAUAUAUAUAUAUAUAUAUAUAUAUAUAUAUAUGUGAUGCAUACAAAACAAACAAAAAAGUUUUCUGAGGACAUUCAUUGAGCAUAUUCAUAACCAUUAGUUUAAGGCAGCUUUCAGUAGCUGUUAAACUCUUCAGACGCCUGGUUCCUAUCACCAUCACUAUGGACAGUUCUGACUUCUUGUAGAAGGGGAAAAUUCCAUGUCAAAUCACUCUUAAUAAUGUAAUUAUUCAAAUGUUUAGAAAAAUAGGUGCAGUUCCCCUUUAAUGAGUUUCUUAGAAGGACAGUGCACAUUGGGCCUCAUUCACCAACCGUUCUUAAGAGGAAAGUUCUUCUGAAAACCCACUUCACAAAGAUUCUGACAUUCACUAAUGUUUUCUUAUCUGGGAUUUGUCCUUAGAGAAGAACAGAAUCCACACACACUCAAGAGCACAAAGUUGUGAACAGUUCUGUGGUUUAAGUCAAGUCGAGAGUAAAGAGCACGUCGUGAAUCCGACGUAGACUUUUCUUAGGACCUUUAACAAGAACACAUUUAAGAAAAGAUUUUGGAGAAUGAGGCCCAACGUUUCAACAUCAUCUCAACAGGCACAAUAAGGUAAAUUUAUUGUGGUAUGGCAUCAUCAGAACCUUUGCUCCAUGAAUGAAUUUUGUCUUAAGUGAAGACUUUCUGGGUGAUUUCAUCAUAAAAUAUUUCAAGAGCGUGUUGAGUGAUGGGUGGGAUAUUAAAAAAUGAAGGUGAUGUCCCUGAUUUUAAUAGGAUCUAGUUGUGCUACUGCUGGAGAAGAUGACGUGCCAGUCUAUACCCUCCACUGCAAAACUACCACCGUGCAUGAGUGUGCUUUGCUACAUGUGCUCACGUUCCAGACUACUUCUUCAGCGAUGCUGUCUUCUUUUCUUUUCUGAAAUGCCUGCUGCCAGCGUGUUUGUGUGAGUAGUUGUUAUCCUGAGAAGUCAAACGAUGAGAUUCAGAUCCAGACAGUUGAAAUGUAUGUGCUGUAUGUGUCUCAUGGAGGCCGUCAGCGACAGUUGAUGUGUACCGUUCUACAGGAAACUAAAGCUUUAUGUGUUGGUGGAUAAAUCUGUGUUUUGAGAGAUUCUGGACUUACAACUGACCUGUCCGUGCUCCGCCUACAAACGUGCUCCUUCAUACCAACUGUUGCAAGGUUGGACAAGCGUUACAGAACAUGAGCAAAAAUCCUGUUGACCCUCAUGAGAAAUUGCAAAAAUAUGCAAGUUAUUGAGCAACGUUUAGAGUUGAUACACUGUGCUAAAUGGAUGAUGUUGUAGCCAAUCAGCACCAAGCAGGUUGGAAUCAACAACACUAGAUUACACAACAAAUCAUUUCAGUCAACUCAAAAUCAGUUUUUUAUUUGACGAAAACUGAGUCGCAGUGUCUCAUUAUGCUCAGUGGCCUUUUUGCCGUAUGUUCUCUAAAGCUUGUCCAACCUAGCAACAGUUGCUAGAGAAGAGCACAUAGGGGAGCACCCCCCACUCCGCCUCUCCCCUGAUCAUUGCUUGCCCUUUGCUUGGUCAUUUGCAUAAAGCAUUGUAAGCAUUUUGAGCUUUGUAAAGGUCAUUUUUUAAGAACUUUUAUUUUCUGUAUAUUGUACAACCUAAAGUGCAAAAAUAACUGUGUUAUACAAUAGCUUAAGGAUGAAAUAUUAACACAAAAAAAAUAACAUUUUACUCUAGAUAAAUGGAUAUUUCUGCAGUAAGGAAAUGCUUCUGGUGCCUUACAAAUAAAAUCAAUCAGAUCAGUGGAGAAAAUGAAA